Syngnathoides biaculeatus (alligator pipefish) is the source of this 2741-nucleotide messenger RNA. RefSeq names its product LIM/homeobox protein Lhx1-like. Gene Ontology annotation, molecular function: RNA polymerase II transcription regulatory region sequence-specific DNA binding; DNA-binding transcription factor activity, RNA polymerase II-specific. The coding region runs from base 386 to 1594 and encodes 402 amino acids. Lineage: Eukaryota; Metazoa; Chordata; Actinopteri; Syngnathiformes; Syngnathidae. Gene Ontology annotation, cellular component: nucleus. The transcript has 6 exons. The record is from RefSeq and is a predicted model, not a curated record. Gene Ontology annotation, biological process: neuron differentiation; regulation of transcription by RNA polymerase II.
GCUGAUUAGUUCCCCUCUGCAUCUUGACAUUACAACAGAGGGGAAAAUGGGAGCCAAAUGGCAAGGUUGGACACGCUGACAGACGCCCUGGUUAUUUUUCGCCAUCUUCUUGACUCAAUCCAGGAUUUAAAGACUCGCAGGCUCUUUUCUCAACAGAUGACCAGUUGUUUGGAGCUGUUGGUCUUCUGUGGAUUGUUUUGACAUGUUUAAAUCCUUUGGAUAAUCCUCGUCGUUAUUCACAUUGACUUGGACGCACGGGGAUCUCUGGAUAAAUUGGAGGGGAGGAAAAAAAAAACGCCGAGGUGACUCGCCGGAAUAAACCCCCCAAAGCACUGUGUGUAAAUAUAUAUACACACAUUUAUUUAUUUGGAAUCAACUCUGCACAAUGAUCCAGUGCGCCAACUGCGAAAAACCCAUUGUCGAUCGGUUCUUGCUGAAAGUUCUGGACCGACCGUGGCACGUUCAAUGCGUGCAAUGCUGCGAAUGCAAGUGCACUUUGACGGAAAAGUGCUUCUCGCGAGAAGGAAGACUUUACUGCAAGAAUGACUUCUUUAGGAGAUUUGGGACCAAGUGCGGAGGUUGCUCCCAGGGGAUUCUGCCCAGCGAUCUGGUCCGCAGGGCCAAGAGCAAAGUGUUCCACCUCAACUGCUUCACUUGCGUGAUGUGCAACAAGCAACUGUCCACCGGCGAGGAGCUUUACAUCCUGGACGAAUUCAAGUUCGUUUGUAAGGAGGACUACCACAACAACAACAACGGCAAAGACACCAUUCACCUCUCAGUGACGACGUGCAGCGAGCCCAGUUUGUCUCCGGACUCGCAGGACCUGCAGCAGGACGACUGCAAGGACUCGGAAGCGGGCCAUUUGUCGGACAAAGACUUGUGCCCCAACGAGAGCGACGAGCAGGGCGCGGUGGGCAAGCGACGCGGGCCUCGGACCACCAUCAAGGCCAAGCAGCUGGAGACCCUGAAAGCGGCUUUCGCCGCCACGCCGAAGCCCACCAGACACAUCCGGGAGCAGCUUUCGCGGGAGACCGGCCUCAACAUGAGAGUCAUCCAGGUGUGGUUCCAAAACCGGCGGUCCAAAGAGAGGCGCAUGAAGCAGCUGAGCGCGCUCAGCGCCAGGCGGCACAUGUUCUUCCGCAGCCCGAGAAGGAUGCGAGCUCUCGGGGAGAGGAUGGACACCGCGGAGCUGGGCCACUUCUCCUACUAUGGAGAUUAUCCUGGUGAAUACUAUGGCCCAGGUGGCAAUUAUGAGUACUACCAAGGUCCACCGUCGUCCCAGGCGCAGACGCCAGCAGACUUGGGCUUCGUGCCCUCCGCAAUCCCUGCCGGCACGCCCUUAGGCGCCAUGGAGCACCGCCACCCGGGGCACCACUGCCCCGGCGGAGAGGUGCAGUGUUACCCCGAGGUGCCGUCGCACCACCCGGUGAACUCCCCCAGCCCGGAGCCCAACGGACCGAGCUCCAUGCACAGCAUCUCCAGCGAGAUGUGCGGGCCCAGCACGCCUUUCGCCACCGUCGCCCUCGGCGACAGCGGCUACACCAACCAACUGUCGCAGCCCUCGUCCGAGGUGAGCGAAGGAACUGUAUGGUAACGCCAACCACAGUGAAGGCAGAUCACCACUUAUAACAGUAUUUAUUUAAUUAUUUAUUUAUUUGAUUUGUUCAGUCAUUUAUUUAUUUGUUUAUACAAUCUCCAUUCUUGAGUGUGAUUCCAUGCGUGUCUACAGUUGAUAGUAUUCCAAUGGGACUCACUAGUACUAAGUGCUGGAUUGUGCCGAACCUCUUUGAUGGAGCAAUAAACAUACAUACAGAAAUGUAUGCCAUCUCAUAUCAAUAUCUAUGUGAUGCAUGUAAGUCCAUUCAUGCAUCCAUGGUCUUUUGUACUUUUUUUUUUUUUCUUUUGGUUAUCUUUUCGAAAUUACUUUGAAAAAAAAACAGCUAAUGGUGACUACAAGGGUUUAGAUUGAGAUUGUGAAGUUCAUUAUUGCUUUUGACCAAAAAGCUCUCUCAGGACUGUCUAAGCUUUGCAUUUGUCAGUUGUGUCCAAACGGGUUUGCCUUCAAAAGGACAUGAGAUUUCGAAAAGAACGCAUUUGUAUAGGGGCUGAUCGCGCUUUCAUGAAGACGAUGAGUUCACGCUUAUAAAUAAAAGAAUAUUAGUGAAGGGCAGUCAACUGUUUACUUUGAGUCCCCACAAUUUAAAUAACACUGUGUAAAAGCUGAGUGAUUGUGGAAAUGGAUUCCAGAGCGCACGGACGAACUAAACCUCGGUAACUAUGUUUGUGAUUGCUCGCUGUGCUAGUUUGUAAUUGGAAAUAUGCACACACACACACACACGCAUACACGCACACAAAACCAGUGUUCAACAACACAACUCGUGAAAUUGUGGCUAAUUCAUGACGAUGUUUACAGUCAAACAAACAAAUAAACACAUCCAAGACACACAUUUGUAUGCAUAAUGCCAGGAGUAGCUGAUGUUUGUCAUGAGAUGAUUGUUGAAAUUAGGCUGAGACAGAUGUUUUUGACCAUUAACUGUAUGAUAAAAUGCAUUCUGGUUAUUGUUAUUUUGUAGAAAUUGACUUGAGAUGCAAGCAGCUCCCCUAAUUCAAAGCCCAACUGGAAUCCCUUUCAAACACUCGCAUUUGCAGUACAUACAGUAUGUCAACAUGUUUUGGGAAUAGUUUUGUAUGUUUUACUGUGUCAUUUUAAAUAUGAAGUCAAAUAAAAUGAUGUGGAUCGG